CUUUGGAUGAUGGAAGAAGUUGAAUUCAAAAAAGUUCAUGAUCCGUAUCUACAAUCCAAGAUGACAAAUUCAGACACCCCGCUUCACUGUGUUUGGGUGCCGGGGCCGAUCAUUGUCGGUGCUGGUCCUUCAGGCCUUGCCGCUGCAGCCUGUCUCAAGAACCAUAACGUCCCAGCCUUGAUUCUUGAACAGGCAAACUGCAUAGCUUCUUUAUGGCAAUUCAAGACUUAUGAUCGCCUUCGUCUUCAUCUUCCCAAACAAUUCUGUCAGCUUCCACUUAUGCCCUUUCCUGUAAACUUUCCAACUUACCCUACCAAAGAACAAUUCUUAGCCUACCUCGAAUCCUAUGCAGAAAACUUUGAUUUGAAGCCAAUUUUCAAUGCAACAGUUGUGAGUGCAGAAUUCGAUUCUAGGUGUGGGUUCUGGAGGGUGAAAACGAAGGUAACUGAGUAUGUUUGCCGCUGGCUGAUCGUUGCGACUGGUGAGAAUGCUGUGGAAGUUGUGCCAAGACUGGAAGGAAUGAAUGAGUUCAAUGGACCAAUUGUGCACACUAGUUCGUACAAAAGUGGUGAGGGUUUUGAACAUAAAAGUGUUUUGGUUGUGGGCUGUGGGAAUUCUGGGAUGGAGGUCUGUUUGGAUCUCUGCAACUAUAAUGCUUUUCCUUCACUUGUGGUUAGAGAUUCAUUGCAUGUGUUACCACAAGAGAUGUUUUGGGUAUCAACUUUUGGACUGUCAAUGUGGUUGCUCAAAUGGCUGCCGGUGCAAAUAGUUGAUCAACUCUUGCUUUUCGUAUCACGGUUUAUGCUUGGUGACACAAGUCAUAUUGGCCUCAAUAGACCGAAGCUCGGCCCACUUGAGCUAAAGGGCAUUUCUGGAAAAACACCCGUGUUGGACGUUGGCACGCUUGCAAAGAUCAAGACGGGCGAUAUCAAGGUUUACCCGGAAAUAAAGAGACUGGCAUGCAACGUCGUCGAGUUUGUAGAUGGAAGAAAGGAGAAAUUUGAUGCCAUAAUUCUAGCCACAGGUUACAGAAGUAAUGUUCCCACUUGGUUGAAGGACCUGAAUCUAUUCUCGGAGAAAGAUGGAUUUCCCAUGAAAAAGUUCCCUGAAGGAUGGAAAGGCAAACAUGGAUUAUAUGCUGUAGGGUUUACAAAGCGAGGUCUAUUGGGUACAUCUAUCGACGCUUCAAAGGUUGCAAAAGAGAUUGCAGGUCAAUGGAACAACUCUCAUCGAAAAUGUGAAAUUCUACAAGGACGUAAAACUAGUAUAGAUUCGUAA
Molecule: messenger RNA, 1278 nt
Organism: Cynara cardunculus var. scolymus (artichoke)
Lineage: Eukaryota; Viridiplantae; Streptophyta; Magnoliopsida; Asterales; Asteraceae
Product: indole-3-pyruvate monooxygenase YUCCA2-like
Exons: 4
Coding region: 7-1278 (423 amino acids)
Biological process (GO): auxin biosynthetic process
Molecular function (GO): N,N-dimethylaniline monooxygenase activity; flavin adenine dinucleotide binding; NADP binding
Source: RefSeq, a predicted model, not a curated record